Messenger RNA from Protopolystoma xenopodis, 294 nucleotides. NCBI's taxonomy places the organism in Eukaryota, Metazoa, Platyhelminthes, Monogenea, Polystomatidea, Polystomatidae. The record is from the annotation of a GenBank genome assembly.
AUGGUAUCAUGUUUCUCUCCAGAUCAAUCCUCCCUACCUCACUCCCUCCUUCGCUGCCUCCCUUUCUCCUCUCCUCCCGUCCCCCUUCUCACAAACUCGGGCACAAGCACACCGCACGAAUCGGCGCCCGACAUGCCAAUAGCCUGUCAUGUGGGGCUCGACGGUGUGCCCUGCAAACGAGACAGCCAGGACAGCUCACCAACGCCCUCGGCUACUGGCGCACGAGUCGAUGUGGAUGUCAGAUGCGAGUGGCAGAUGAACGUGCAUCAUGACAGUGAACAGGCCUCCGCCUAA